This is a messenger RNA of Malurus melanocephalus (red-backed fairy wren), 1513 nucleotides long. RefSeq names its product SRSF protein kinase 3-like. The coding region runs from base 1 to 1104 and encodes 367 amino acids. Gene Ontology annotation, biological process: protein phosphorylation; spliceosomal complex assembly; regulation of mRNA processing. The transcript is spliced from 10 exons. NCBI's taxonomy places the organism in Eukaryota, Metazoa, Chordata, Aves, Passeriformes, Maluridae. The record is from RefSeq and is a predicted model, not a curated record. Gene Ontology annotation, molecular function: protein kinase activity; ATP binding.
AUGGUWCCCACAGGAGGCCACCACCCCAUGCAGGAGGGAGAGGUGUUCAACACGCGAUACCAGGUGCUGCAUGAGUUGGGCUGCGGUGCCUUUGCCACUGUCUGGCUGUGCCAGGACAUGAGGAGGAAGAAACAGGUAGCUGUGAAGGUCCUGAAAAGCAGGGAAGGCUUUGCUGAGACUGCCCAGGACGAGGUUGCUUUCCUUCACUGUGUGAGAUGCAUGAAGAAGAAGGACCGGGCAGGAGAAAACAUUGUCUGUUUGUUAGAUGACUUCAGAAUGAUUGGAGAGAACGGUUUCCAUGCGUGCCUAGUAUUUGAGGCGCUGGGUCCUUCCCUGCGAUGUCUGAUGGGAAACUACACAGCCCAGGGCUUGCCUUUGCCUUUUGUGAGAAAGUCUUUACAGCAGGUGCUGGCAGGGCUGCACUUCCUGCACAAGCGCUGCCGCAUCAUCCACACGGACAUCAAACCAGAGAACAUCCUGCUCUAUGGAUGCAGCAAAGGGCUUCUCAUGGAUACACUCAACUGCAACCAGGGAACAGAACUGAGGCUAAAGGGAGCAGGUGAUGAUCUUGCCAAUCAAUUGGAAGAAUCUGCUUUAAUGAGUAUAGAAGUGAAAAUUGCAGAUCUAGGAAGCGCAUGCUGGACAUACAAGCCUUUUUCUAAGGAGAUCCAGACCCAGCCAUAUCGUGCCCUGGAAGUGCUUCUUGGAUUAGACUACGGCACUCCUGCGGAUAUCUGGAGUAUGGCMUGCCUGGCAUUUGAAAUGGCAACUGGGGAGCGUCUAUUUGAUCCUCAACCUGGGAAAUACUUCUCCAGAGAUGAUGAUCAUGUUGCUUGUAUUAUUGAACUCUUGGGAAGAAUUCCUCCUCAAAUUGUUAUCUCGUGGAACAAGUCAACAAAAUUUUUCAGCAGGCCAGGCGCGCUCCUGCGGCUCUCCCGGCUCUCCCCCCGCAGCCUCCCCGGCAUCCUGGCGGACCGGCACGGCUGGACACCCCGGGAGGCGGCCGCCUUCGCCGCCUUCCUGCUGCCCGCGCUGCACUACACGCCCGAGCGCCGCGCCAGCGCCGCGCAGAGCCUGCGGCACGCCUGGAUCACCGCACCGUGACCGGACCCAGCUCUCCCCGCCCCGCCGCCGCACCGCCCUCCCGCGGGGGCGGCGGGGCCGCURCCCGCCCGCAACUCCCGGUGCGCCUCCUCUGCAGUCCCCGGCGUGAUCCGGCGGCUCCCUUCGCGUCCCGGCUCCACUCCCUUCCUCCCGUGUCCCUGCAGCGCUGCGGACACACGCAUCGCUCACUGCGAGCGGCCGCAGACGCGGCACACGGACACCGGAACCGGGCGGAGCCCCUCGGCUCGMGCGCGGGCACCGACGGCCACGGGGCCCCUUCUGCCCGGCGUGGCCGCCCCUCCUCCCGCGGAAGGGCCGUCCCUCCGCCUCACUGCCCCGCGGCCUUUGUUCGGGGCCCAGGGGCGGGGAGCGGCCAGCUCUAGGUGCGGGAGCCGCACGGGCCCGGCCC